Molecule: messenger RNA, 1044 nt
Organism: Ostreococcus tauri
Lineage: Eukaryota; Viridiplantae; Chlorophyta; Mamiellophyceae; Mamiellales; Bathycoccaceae
Product: Protein prenyltransferase, alpha subunit
Exons: 1
Coding region: 1-1044 (347 amino acids)
Source: RefSeq, a predicted model, not a curated record
AUGACAACCGUCGCAGACUUUCUCGCCUCGUGCGCGCUCGACGCGUACGCCCCGCGAUUCAUCGAACAAGGAAUAGAGACAUUGGACGACCUCAGAUACGAGCGCGAUCUUGACUCGCUGAUCGAGGACGUUGGCUUGCUCGACGCCGACGCUGAAAAGUUUAGAGUUGCCCUGAAGCGCGCUCUGAGCGCCGAUAAAACGACGAACAGCGAGAAGAAGAGCGACGGGAGGGAAGAACCGAGCUCGAACGAUCUCGCGCGAGCGGUGGCGAGCGCGGUGGCGAGUUCGAGGGCGCGUCAAGGGCUCGAUGGUGGGAGCGGAACGGCGAGAGGCGACGCCGGCGUCGGCGGCGCGGUGAGGAUGGGCGGGGCAAAAGCGAGCGAUCACGCGCCGAAAUUAUCAGUCGACGCGGUUGUGACGGAGGAAAUCAAUGCGCGAUUGGGUGUGGCGACGGGGAGCGAGAUUGAGGACAUUCUGGACGCGCAUCGGGAAAAGGAUUUCCUGCGUUUGCUCAAGCUUCGAGACGUGCCGAUGGAUAAUCUCGGUAGAGUGGAUUGGGGGGGGCACGAGGCGAUGAAAACGACGGAAAUAGCGAUGCGAUGCAAGUUGCUGACGUUGCGUUUGGACUCUUCUCGGAAUUCCCAUCCGCUGGCGGCGCGCGCGAAGCGCGCGGUGAAGAAUACGCUGGAUUUGUUGAGCCAUAAGGAUACGAGGAAGGAGUACUUGACGCUCGCGGUGCGCAACAAGGUUGAGAAACUGCGCGCGCAGGGGAAACUCACGGGCGGUGGCUACGUUUCGAUAACGGGGGUGCACUACGGCACGGGAGCGGCGGCGGUGCGCGCGGCGGAGGAGAAUUACGUGUCCAAGGACAUGAUGAAUGAGAUACCGACGUACGACGCUUCGAUUCACGCCCCGGACGCCGAGCUCGACGCCAUCGAAGUCGAGCGAAAGAUGGAAACUAAGAAGACGUCCGCUCCCAAGGUGGACGUCUCGAGCAUUCGAGCAAAACUCGCGAGCAAGAAUAAAAAACCAAAAUUCAUGUGA